Messenger RNA from Antechinus flavipes (yellow-footed antechinus), 3766 nucleotides. RefSeq names its product cyclin dependent kinase 18 (gene CDK18). Lineage: Eukaryota; Metazoa; Chordata; Mammalia; Dasyuromorphia; Dasyuridae. The coding region runs from base 248 to 1684 and encodes 478 amino acids. Gene Ontology annotation, cellular component: cytoplasm; nucleus. Gene Ontology annotation, molecular function: ATP binding; protein kinase activity. The record is from RefSeq and is a predicted model, not a curated record. Gene Ontology annotation, biological process: protein phosphorylation. The transcript has 16 exons.
CGACCGUCCCCUUUCCCUCCCUCUUUCCUUCCCUCCUCCCCCUCCGGCUCAGGUUGCAGCUUCUCUCGGGAGCUGCUCACCUUUCCUGAGCUGGGGAAGCAGCAGCCGUGCCAGGGCGGGGAGAGCAGCAGGGCGCAGGGCACUGAGUUCCUCGGACCUCCUCCCAUCUUUCACCCACCCCGGGCAGGGAUCCGAAGCCGGAGCCGGGGCGCCCAGCGGAUCCGGCUGCCAGGGGCCCCAGCUGACCAUGAACAAGAUGAAGAAUUUCAAGCGUCGCUUCUCUCUCUCUGUGCCCCGAACAGAGACCAUCGAGGAGUCUCUGGCUGAAUUUACUGAGCAGUUCAAUCAACUUAACAGCCGGAGAAAUGAAGACCUAGCCCAAGGGCACCUGCAACUUGGCCCCCUGGUAGGAGGAGACUUUCAGCCAGAGCCCAGUGCCAUCUCCCCGGCAGAGGAAGUUGGGGACAGCCACAACCAGUCCUCCCCAGGUGUGCACUACCGGAAACACAACCAGCGCCGUUUCUCCAUGGAGGAUGUCAGCAAACGGCUCUCCCUGCCCAUGGACAUCCGCCUGCCGCCAGAGUUCUUGCAGAAGCUUCAGCUGGAGAGCCCGGAGCUGCCCAAGCCCCUCAGCAGAAUGUCCCGCCGGGCAUCCCUAUCAGAUAUCGGCUUUGGGAAACUGGAAACUUAUGUGAAACUGGACAAGUUAGGAGAGGGCACCUAUGCCACCGUCUUCAAAGGGCGAAGCAAACUCACUGAGAACCUGGUGGCACUGAAGGAGAUCCGACUGGAGCAUGAGGAGGGUGCCCCAUGCACUGCCAUCCGGGAGGUGUCGCUGCUGAAAAAUCUGAAACACGCCAACAUUGUAACCCUGCACGACCUGAUCCACACGGAACGAUCCCUCACCCUUGUCUUUGAGUAUCUGGACAGCGACUUGAAGCACUACUUGGACCACUGCGGGAACCUCAUGAGCAUGCACAAUGUCAAGGUCUUUAUGUUCCAGCUGCUCCGGGGACUCUCCUAUUGCCACCGACGGAAGAUCCUACACAGGGACCUGAAGCCUCAGAACUUGCUCAUCAAUGAGAAGGGAGAGCUAAAACUGGCAGACUUCGGCCUGGCCCGAGCCAAGUCAGUGCCCACCAAGACCUACUCCAAUGAAGUAGUGACCCUGUGGUACCGGCCCCCUGAUGUCCUGCUGGGCUCCACAGAGUAUUCUACUCCCAUCGAUAUGUGGGGUGUGGGCUGCAUCCUCUACGAGAUGGCCACCGGGAGGCCCAUCUUCCCUGGCUCCACUGUCAAGGAAGAAUUGCAUCUUAUCUUCCGCCUGCUUGGGACUCCCACGGAGGACACCUGGCCAGGAGUGACAUCCCUGCCCGAAUUCCGAGCCUACAAUUUCCCCCGGUACAAACCCCAGCCACUCAUCAAUCACGCUCCCAGGUUGGACACAGAUGGCAUUGAUCUACUUACCAGUCUCCUCCUGUAUGAAGCCAAGAAUCGGAUAUCGGCAGAGGAAGCCCUGAGACACCCUUACUUUGGUCCUCUGGGGGAGCGUGUGCACCAACUCCCUGACACUGCCUCCAUCUUCUCUCUGAAGGAAAUUCAGCUCCAGAAAGAUCCAGGUUACCGGGGUCUAUCCUUCCAGCAGUCAGGCCGAGGAAAGAAUCGAAGACAGAGCAUCUUCUGAGCUAGAUGUCCCCAUCCCCACACCACAGGCCACAAAAGUGAUGAGACGUACCCAGCAUAACUGUCUAUGGCUGGGCUUAGGGGCCCAGAGUUGCCUAUAGAGAAUUGGAGGGGGGUCCCAGCUGGAUGGGAGGGAAGUCCAUUAGCCCUGUUGGCUGCUGGUGUGUCCCCUCCCCUUCCUUUCAAGAACCCUCUUGUGGGGGUUCUGAGCCCCUGGAUCCAUCCCCCAGCUCCUUCUCCCCAGGGCGUGAGCACUGUGGUUUGGAAGGAUAUCUCAAAAGGUGGGGUGACCCCAGCUCCAUCCUGGCAGGCCAAGCUAGGAAACGAGGCAAGAAAGGAAAGGUCAGGAUUCUUCCAUCUGUGCUCAGCUAGGGGAAGAUGGAACAUCCCACAUGGAGUACUGGCUGGCCCCUAUUCCCCACCUCUCCUGGAUUGGAGGUUCCUCUGCACAAGGCCCUUCUGACCAGGCAGAUUUUGGCUGACACCCCGACAUAAGCAGGGCCAAUUAUAGGCACAUCCCUGCUGGCUCAUUGGUACCUUUGAGGCUGAAAUAGCUUCCCUUAAUCCCUGACACCCCAGUUUCUUUUAUUCCCUUACAAUUAGAAAAAGGAAUGUUCUCACCUCCCCAGGACCCAAAAAUCCUGGGCACUUCUCUCUGUGCCAAAGGUCCUUGUUCCCUCACCCCCACCAGCUUCCCUCUCUAGUCUGAGGGAAACUGGCAGCCCCAGCCAUGAUUGGACCCCCAAAUCCCUCCUUCCCCUUGCCCUAUUCCCCAUCAUUGGGCCCUGUUAACUGCCUCCAAGGCUGUGUGAUUCUCCCCUUCUGACAGGGUAUAGUGCCCAGCAGUUUCCACUGGAUGGCAUCUCCCUCUAAUACCAAAUAUAGUAAGAGGCUGCCCCAGUAAGUACCUGUUUCCAUCCAGUUUGAAUGGAAUUUCCUUAAACUGAUGGGUAGGAGAGAGUUCAUUGCUUCCAGGAAAUCUCCUUCCAGUGGCCCUGCCUCUGUGGAAUAUCCCUAAUCUUCCUUUCUUAAUAGCAUCAGAAUAUGAGCAUCUGAUCCUAGCUGCUCCUUACCCCAUGUCUGCCAAAGGGGUCAGGGCAGAAGGCAGCCAGGUUAAUCCUGCUCUCUGUGUUCUCUGGAGCCAGGGACCCCUGGGCCAUCAGGCCUCUUUAGCUCAUCCUACCCUUCAAUAUUUGGUCUUGCUCCACUUGGCUCUGGUUCCUGGGCUGUCACUGAGCCCCUGACCAUCUUCUGUGUAUAAGGCUGCCCCAGAGGAUGGUCAAGGGCAGGAACAGUCACAGAACCAAUCAUGGGGCCAGCAAAAGCCUCAGUCAUGGGAAGGAUAAGGAUUUUCCUGACCUAGGACUGGCCUGUAUGAAAGGUCCUGCCUCUUCCUUCCAACAUUCCCCCUGCCACUAAAGCUAAUUAUUUACCCUCAAGGGCAAACUAAACUUGGAACACUUUUUAGAACAGGUAAAUGGAUCUGGCAAAUGAACAUAUGCACUACCUUUCUCACCCCACUCCAGUUCCCCAGUCCAAGUCUUUCAUUCGCUGCAUCCUUAAUUCCGGUGAAAUGUCAUCCCACCUCUGUGCCAUGUGAGGUAUUGAGAACCAUCCUCCAUAUCCCUGAAUUCCCAUCACCAACCCCCUGCUCCACCAAAGUACCAACCCCUUUGAGCCAUGUUUCUCCUGCCUUGCUUCUUCCCAGAGAGAGGACCUGGGGGCUACCCCUUCUCCCCUCCCUCCCUGAACUGUACUGUGAACGUCCGUCUCCUGUCCUGUGACUCAGUGCAAAGACAGAUAAUCUAUUUAACUCAUAUUGUACAAAAAAGAAGCAAAUGAUCCCUUGAAGACAAGGUGAUUUUUUUAGCAGGCUGAUUCCAAAGAAAGGGGAAAGAUGUGUGAAUGUGUGAAGAGUGUGGGUGGGUGUCAGGGUCUAUGCAGGUCUUUUUUUUAAUGAAGAGAGAGUUUGAUUUUUGUAUAUCUCGAGGCCUUUUCUAUGAGGAGGGUUCCCUGACACCUUGACCUGAUGUUUUGUGAAUGCAACCACGCAAAGGGCCAGAAAUAAAUCAUCAUGUCUGAA